Molecule: messenger RNA, 355 nt
Organism: Staurois parvus
Lineage: Eukaryota; Metazoa; Chordata; Amphibia; Anura; Ranidae
Source: the annotation of a GenBank genome assembly
CAGGACCCUGCAUUCACUAUAUCUGGUCUCCUACAGUACACAAAACAUGGAAAUGCAAUUAUUUUAGUAAAUAUAAACUGCAAAAUACCUUUUCUCAUCAGCAGUAUAGAGCAGUCUUGUGACUUCUAUCGGUAUCCAGCUGAGCGCUGGUUAAAGCUUGUAGGAGGAGUUUUUAUUCUUCUCUGACUGUCCUAUGAGGCUGCAUAACCCCUGACCCUCUGUCUGGACAGUGCUGAUUGGCCCUCUUCUGAUCACAUGCACCCUCCCAAAGAAAAGAAAAACUCUCUAGCAAUACACACCAAACUGAGCAUGUGCAGAUGUCUCCACAUAGUAUGUCUUAUCAGGAAAUAAGAGG